Messenger RNA from Caenorhabditis auriculariae, 6612 nucleotides. The record is from the annotation of a GenBank genome assembly. NCBI's taxonomy places the organism in Eukaryota, Metazoa, Nematoda, Chromadorea, Rhabditida, Rhabditidae.
AUGGAGGGCAAGCAAAGUUUGCCUGUGUGUCCCUGACCUUUCCUUCUUCCACUCCUCUUUUUUGUCGAUAUCGCGAUCGCAGAGACAGCAUAAACAUUCAUCGCGCCCACAUUUCUCGAAUCACAUUCUUCGAUCGCUCGUUUUCUCGACUCUAAAAAUUCUUUUUAUCAGCCAAACUUUUCAGGUAUCGCUUGAACGAACUGAAGAGUUCGAUUUCAAGUAUAGGACAACCUUGCGGACGGACGGAAACAGGCCUGGAACAGCCCUUCUUCGACAAACACGACAAUGGAAAACGGAAUGGACGCACAUAUGAAUGGUAUGAUUUUGUGAAAAUUGAUAUAACUGUAGGUAAUCUUCAAUUACCAUUAAUGAGGCGAUUUUUUAUUGAUUUUUUUUGAAUUCACUUGAAAAUCUUUGUCUGCAUGGGCUUGUGAUUUUUUUCAAGUUUCUUAUAGGCUGCAUCAAUGUUCCUCAUAGUUACCAUCUAAUGACUUUUUCAAUAGAUAUGAUUUUUUUGAAAAUUUGGACCUUGAAAAGUUUGAGCAAUUAACACUUAUGAGUGAGAUUCCAAGUAGAUCAAACUGGUUUAUAAAUAUUUUUAAAGAUAAAAAACAUAGAAUAUCUUCAUUGCUAUUGAAAAAAAUCUUUUUGAUUUACGUUGUAAGGAUUUUUUUUUUUCAAAUCAAUCUGUGAGAAAAGUUAAAAUUUUGAAGGAGAAACAAACGGCCAUGGAUCUGCGGUGAACGGAGCUGAGAACGUCAAUGGCGUUGUCCAAAUGGACUACAACACUGAUUUCCCGACCCUUCCUGAUGCACCGGCGACUACCGCGGCAAUCCAUGUGCCGAAGAAGCCGGCCACCGUCUGGAAACGCCCCAAUCUGGCUGCCAAGGCGGUAACGAUCACGUUCCGCCUGGCAUCGGAUGAGCGCUCCAACAAGGUCAAAAGCUUUGGCAACACGAGCGAGGAACACAAGAAGGCCCAAAAUAUCGCUUCUCAAACCGGUAAGAAGAUAUAACUUUGCCAGCUCUAGAAAACGGUCGAAUUGACGCAAAUCGUUUAUAUCCACUCAAAAAGGAUUUCUUUUACUCAAAUUGUUUUCAUACAAAAAUUUCAAUCAACUUUGGUGCUCUGAAAUCAUAUUGUAUCAAAAAUUUUAAUGUCUGCUUUCUUGUUUUUGUGAGAAAAAGUUGGCAAAAACGCUUCUAUGUAUUCACUCAAUAAUUGAACUUGGAAUAUCUUCAUGGUUUUUACUUAACGCACUUCUCGCCCACGUAUAAAAAAGCUUUGUAAAACUUCUGGUGAAAGAGUCUGUUUAGAAUUUUCUGUCUCAUGUUUUGAAUAAUUCAUGAUUUUAGGAACAAGAAUCGAAUUGAGUGAGUCGAAGGACGGAGAAUUGACGGUUGUGGUGAAGGGAGACCGUGCUAAAGUCGAAGAUGCGAGAGCUAGGUUGGUCCGUGACCUGCAGACCCAAGCCACGCGAGAACUUGACAUUCCUAAAGACCACCAUCGUCAUCUCAUUGGAAAGGUUUUUGAAAAAUUCAAGAUCAAAAUCUAAAAAAAGUGGUUUGAUAUAGGAGGGAGGUCUUUUGCGGCAACUCGAGCAAGAAACAAACUGCCGCAUCGUGAUCCCCGGUCGUGACACCGACUCGCAGACCAUCAAGAUCACUGGACCUCGCGAAGGAAUCGAGCGAGCUGUUGCCCACAUUAAAUCAGUUUCGGACAGAGAGGUUUACAAAAUUUGAUAGUGCUAACGAUUCUUAUAACAGUGUUUCAGUCAAAGUUGGCUACUGAGCAUAUCCAUUGUUCGAAGCAACUUUACCCCUUCAUUCGCGGACCUUUCAAUGAGAAUGUGGAUCGUUUGACCAGCGAAACUGGCGCAAAAAUCAACAUUCCUCCCCCUUCAGCUAAUAACGAGGUGCUUAUUUUUUCAUUUCAUUUCAAGUGUUUAUUCGCCAUUCCGCAAUCAGCACGACAAAUACAAAAAAAAUAAAACAUCAAAACAAUCAAAUAAAUCUAACAGCUGAUCUGUGGAAACGGCUGGAGGAACGGCUUAUAAAAAUCUAUUUUUUUUUUUUCAAGUUUUUUGAUAUCAAAAAAUUAUUUAUCUAAAAUUUUAGGUUAUUGUGAUCACGGGAGAGAAGGAAGGCGUUCUCCGCGCUGCAGCUGAAAUCAAGAAAAUCAUUCAAUCGAAGAAGGACGUGACCAGCAUCACUUUUCAAAUUGCCCGCACUCAGCAUCGCUACAUCAUCGGUCAGCAGCGCAGCGGCAUUCACGAAAUCCUCAAGCAGACCGGAGUUGUCGUCGAGGUUUUCCGAUCUUUGUGAUUUUUCUUUGUUAUUAAUAUGUUUACAGGUUCCCAGCGAGGAGUCCAACUCUGACAUGAUCACGUUGAUCGGUGAGGCGAACAAGUUGGCCACUGCCCUGCCUCUUGUCGUUGAGAGAGCCAGUUCCGUCAUAACUCAGCAGAUUCCUGCCCCUACUUGGCUUCACAAGCACCUCAUCGGACCAAAAGGGGCUACUCUCGCGGUUCGUCUUAUUUCCGAUAAUCUCGAAACGAAGACUGCUACAGAGCAUUGUUCCCAAUCGUGCAAAUGUACAAAUCGACUUUGACGACAAGGGAAUCAUUUUCUUCGAAGGCGCACCACAAGAAGUCAAGGUUUUCAUUGACUGAUUCUUGCAUUCACUAUGGUAUUAUCUUUAAAGGAGGCCCAAAACGCUCUUGCGGCCCAAGUCGCCCGUCUGCAAUGUGAAAUGGCCAUUGAAAAAGUCAAAGUUCACCCGAGUCUCCACCGUCAUGUCAUCGGUCGUGGAGGAUCAUUGAGUAUCUUAUUUUGCUAAGUCAUUCGAAUUUUUUUUUCGUUUUCAGUUUCGAAAAUCAAGGAUCAAACCGGCGUGCAGAUUAACAUUCCCAAUGAGAACACCAACUCCGACGAAAUUGUGGUCGAAGGAAAGAAAGAAGGCGUAACGAAGGCCGUUGCCGAAAUAAAGGCGAUAGCUACAAAGAUUGUGAGUUUUUUCUUUUUCUCCAUAAUGGAAAUAUUUUACUUAUUUUGUAUGUUAAUUAUGCAUAGAUGUAAAAAUGUCAAGCGUUUUUUUUUAGGAGAAUGAAAAAUCUCGCGACAUCAUUGUUCCUCAACGUCUUCACAAGCUCAUAAUUGGAGCAAAGGGAGAGAAACUGCUGAAGGUCCGCGACGCUCACCCGAAUGUUUCGGUGGUGUUCCCUGAUCCGAAAGAGAAGUCGGACAUCAUCAACAUCCGCGGUGAAAAAACUGAAGUCGAUGCUGUCUACAAGAAGCUCUCCGCGAUGGCUAAGGAACUGGUUUGUUGCCAAAAAUCUAGUUAAUCGGUUGAUUUUAAUAAUUUAGGCUGAAAGCAACCAUCAGCAGACAGUUGCAGUGUUCAAAGAGUUCCUGAAGCACAUCAUCGGCAAGGGAGGAGCCACGAUCCGAAAAAUCCGCGAUGAGACUGAAACUCGUAUUGAUCUACCGGAAAUCGGCUCUGGAGAGGACAAGAUCCUGGUCACCGGAAAGCAGGAGAACGUCGCGAAGGCUGUCCAACAGCUCAAUAAGAUUCAAGAAGAGCUGGCGAGCAUCGUAGAGAAAGUCUUGGAAAUCCCGCAGAAAGUUCAAGCCAGACUACUUGGCAACGGUCGUCGUUUGAUCUUCAACAUUGAAGAGGAAUGCGGAGGCGUUCACAUUCGCUUCCCCGCAGAAAAGUCGGACUCCACCAAGGUCACUGUUCGCGGCCCGACUGAUGACGUCGACAAAGCAGUCAAGCUUCUGACGGCUCUCGCCAAGGACAAGGAGCAGAAUUUGUUGGAAGAAACCGUCAAGGCCAAACCCGAGUUCCAUCGUUUCCUAAUUGGAAAAGGAGGCGCCAAGAUCAGCAAGAUUCGCGAAAACUUCGAUGUUCGUGUUAUGUUCCCGCGAGAAUCAGACAUUGACAAGGACCUGAUCCACCUGCUCGGAAAGAAGGAAGACGUUUUGAAGGUUAAAGCAGAACUAGAAGAGGCGAUCCGGCAACUGGAGGAAACCGUCGAGCAGAAGAUCGACAUCGAUCCCAAGCACCAUCGUCAUUUCCUCUCUCAUUCGGCCUCAGUUGUCAGAGAGAUCCAGGAGCAGAAUGGAGGCGUCAUUAUUUCGUUCCCCAACCGACAGGCCGAAAGUUCGGCUGUGACCUUGAAAGGCUCGAAGCAAUGCGUGGAAUCUGCGAAGGCGAGACUAGAGGAGAUUGUUGAGGACAUGGAGAAACAGGUGCUACUUUCACUUCAUUUUGUCUAUUAUUUCUAUGAAUUUUCAAAGUGGAAAGUUAAUUUUUGCAGGUGCGAAUUCAAGUCUCAAUUCCUGCCCAGCAUCACCGUUCUCUUCUUUCUGGACGUGGUCAGAAAAUCCACGAGAUUCAAUCUCGCUUCAACGUCCAGAUACGGUUCCCGGAGCGUAGAGAUGAGAGUACUGAUGACGAGGAAGCUAACUUGGUCUCCAUCUCUGGAAGAGACACCAAGGUUUGUCGUCUUUUCCGUCUUCAUUGGGCAUAAUCUAUCAUUCUUCUUAAGGUCGAAGAAGCCAAGGAAGCGUUGCUUGCUCUGGUCCCCAUCUCGCGCUCUAUCGAUAUCCCAGUCGAUAUGCAUCGUUCCUUGAUUGGUCGUGGAGGAGAAUCGGUAUUGUUGCAAUUUUUGUGCGAUGUGAAUUUAUUUGUUCAUAGGUCCGCAAGCUCAUGCAAGAUUAUGAUGUUAACGUGGCGAUUCCCAAGGACAACCAAUCGACAGAGAUUGUGGUGACUGGCCAGGCCGACAACGUUGAAUCAGCCCUUGAAGCUCUCCGCGAAAAGUUGGCCGAAUACGAACUUCAGGCCGAAGACAGAGUAAGAAAACACUUUUAUUCAGUCAUUAAAGAUUGCUGUUUGCAGAAGUUGAAGGCCUUCCAACUCACGAUCGAUAUUCCAAACGAAUAUCACACCAAAGUGAUCGGCGCUCGUGGAGCUACCGUCAACGCCCUCCGUGAGAAGUACGGUGUGCAGAUUAGCCUGCCACGCGGAGAAGAAAAGAGCGACCAAAUCAUCAUUCAAGGUCUUUUUUUCUGAAAAAAUAGUAAAAGAAUAUAUAACUUCUUUUUAAAAAAAGUUUUUGUCAGUGAUGGCUGACUCUCCUUUGCAGAUUCUGACAUUUUUUUCCUUUAGAUUCUCAUUUUCUCUAUAAAUAAAAUUCUUUAAUAAAGCUGGCAUAUUCAACUUGGGAGAGGUUUCAAGGGAAAAUAUUUUCCUUUUUAUGUAAACACUGAAAAGAAAAAUACUUUUGAAAUUCAGGUGAUUACUAGGUCUUACUGAAGACGCUCUGCUAAAAUAUUCACAGAAUCUUGCUUUCAAUCGACUCAGUUACUAAACUUGUAGGAUACGAGGAAAAGGCCCGCGAAUGUGCUGCCGAAAUCGAAGGAAUGAUUUCGGAACUCCGUUCGCUCUUCACACAAGACAUCAGCCUCGACGCUCGCUUCCAUCCCCGCCUUAUCGGUGCUCGCGGAAAGAACCUCAAAAAGGUAGUUUUGAUGAUGCCACGUUCAAUGUGAAAAAAUGGCGCAGAGAAACAGAUUUUUACUGUGGAAACUAUUUAUUUUUAGAUCUGUGCUUUUUUUCAUAUUGAAAACGGCCUUUUUAUUUUAAAAAAACUUUUCUUUACAGGUUAUGGAAGACUACCGUGUCGAAAUCCGUCUUCCACGCGGCGGGGCUGAAGACCCGAACUUGGUAGUUGUAUCAGGAAAGGACGAGAACGACGUCUACGACUGCAUUGACUAUCUCCGCGCACAGGAAGAGGAAUAUCUGCUCGAGUCUGUGGAGAGAGUGAGUAAAAUUGUAAUUGUUUUUCUUUUGAUAAACGACAUUAUCGUAAAGUUAGAGAGAUCAAUGGUUUCCACAUAUUGAUAAAGUUCACUAUAAAAUAUGUUUCAAUGAGAAGUAUAACAAACAGGUAAAAAGAUAUGUUUAUGUUGAAUAUUUGAUUUAUUUUUUGCAGACUCAAUAUCUCUCUCCACGUCACCAGGACAAUCGCUCGGCUCCUGCUCCGUCUACCGUGCAGAUCAGCGGUGCCCCAUGGCAACUCGACAUUGGCAGCUCGGAGCAGUUCCCAGAUAUGGGAGCUUCGACCGCUCAGGCCGGCGCUGUCGGUGGAGCCUGGGGAUCUGGCCGUCGCUGGUAAUCAACUCCAACUCUUUCUUCCAGGUAUUUUCACUUUUUCUUGUAUUGUUUGAAAAAAAGAUUUCCAAAUUCGAUUUGAAAAUGAGCUCAGCAAGUUCAGCUUGUUAUUUUUCAAUGUAUUUUCCUUUAAAAACAAAGGUCCAGGUUAUUGAAAUCUUCUCAAAUUAGUUUGUGCCUAACCUUCACAUUAUUUUUUCUUGGAACUUAGGGUUUUUAACUGCUUGACCCAACUUGCUUCAACGUUUUUUUGGCUCUAUGGCAAAUAAUUUUUUUCAAUAUCGAAAAGGCUGAAUAUAUUUGAACUUCUGAUUAAAGAAAUUUUUCCAAUUAAAGGUUUGAAAAAAACGGAAUUUCAAUUUUUCAGCAACGCACCUGACAACGCCACCAUCUUCAUUGUUCCUACGGCCUCCACUUGGGUUUUUGGGUUAA